Molecule: messenger RNA, 2741 nt
Organism: Culicoides brevitarsis
Lineage: Eukaryota; Metazoa; Arthropoda; Insecta; Diptera; Ceratopogonidae
Product: protein-glucosylgalactosylhydroxylysine glucosidase-like
Exons: 6
Coding region: 83-2449 (788 amino acids)
Biological process (GO): carbohydrate metabolic process
Molecular function (GO): hydrolase activity, hydrolyzing O-glycosyl compounds
Source: RefSeq, a predicted model, not a curated record
UCAGUUAACUUUCGUCUCUCACUGCACUCGGACUCUGAUUAGACGCAUCAAUUAAAGCACGUGACGUUCAAGAAAAAAAAUUAUGAUAAUUCGAAACUUAUUUGUUUGGAGCUUUUUUGUUCUUUGUUUCGUGUCAAUUCGCGUUUUUGCUGACAGUGAUUGGAUUUUGGAAGCUGAACGAAUCGUCGAUCCACGAGUGAAUCCCGUAUUGGCAAAUGGACACAUUGGGUUUACGGUUUUUGACUCUUCCGUUUACAUGAAUGGACUUUACAAUGGCGCCGGAGCUAAAACGCAUCGUGCCCGCAUCGAAAAUCACGCAAACUUGCAGAUGGAACUUUGCAGCACAAAACGGAAAAUGGCAACAAAGUGUCGUUAUCGCUUCAACAUUCGCACGGGAAUUUUCGAAGUUGUCUUCGACAGUGUCGAUUUCAAGGUCAAACAUGAGGUUUUCCCGCAUCGGUAUUACACGCGGACCAUCGUGAACCGUUUCACGCUCGAACGGAAGACCAGCAAGGAGGACAUUCGCAUCCCGGUUAGCAUGGAUCCCGGCAAUAUCGGCUUGGAUUUGUCGUUUCCCGAGCGAAAUGUCUUCGUGGUGAACGGAAUUAAUGUCACGAUGGAGUCUGGGCACACGUUGGCGGUCGAAAAUGAGGAAUUUCAGAAGGAGCCGCACAAAUUGACUUUUGCUUUUACGAAAUGCCGUGAAUUGGUGAUGCCGGCACGGGAAUAUCGACUGACACAACAUGCCUUUAUGACAAUUGACCCGGAAGAGACGGUCGUGCGGAGGGAAAUUGAACGCGUGAUUUUUGACAGUCAAGUUGUGGAGCGACACGAAAAGGAAUGGAUCGCGUUUUGGGACAAGUUUGACAUUGAAGUUGAGAGUCGCAUCGAAUUGGCCCCGAAAAUUCGUUCAAGUAUCUACAACGUCGUGAGCAACUUACCAUCUCCCAGCUCCUUCAAAGACCAUCGCCCCUUCUACGGCGUUUCCAGUUCCGGUCUCGGCGACGUCAACGAAGACAAUCAACUCCAAGGUCGCAUCACGUGGGACCAAGAAAUGUACAUGUUGCCCGCCGUCUUGCUCAUCAACCCGCAAUGGAGCGAAGAAAUGCUGAAUUAUCGGUAUCGCGUGCACGCCAAAGACCCUCUUUCGGACGGCGGAUGGGUCUACUACUGGGAAACGGCGUUCACGGGUCAACAUUUGGACGUUUUUCGCGAAAUGAUGAAAUCGACGCACGUUCCAGCCGACGUUGCCUUUGCGACGCGUCUUCAUCUCGCGGCGACGCACGACAAAGAUUGGUUUUAUCGCGAGGGCUGCGAGUUGGCGUUCAACACGGCGAAAUAUUGGGCAGCGCGAACGGAGUUUAAUGCAACCACGGACUUGUAUGACUUGAAAAAUGUGCGAUCGACGACAAAUUUGGAUGAUCAGGUGACAAAUAAUGCCUUUGUGAAUGUCGCGGUGGCGUAUAAUUUGUAUCUCGGUGAAUUUGCGGCUUGCAUGUGCAAAAGUCAUCUGGAGGGCAAGAAGGGCUUGAAGACGAAUUGGAAUGAAAUUGCGCGGAGUCUGACACUUCCUUACGACGAUAAGGAUGAAUUGGUUAAGGAACAUUCCGCGUAUGAGGAGUACAUUAGGACGGCAGCUGCUGACAUGGCGCUCAUCAAUUAUCCGUUGAUGUAUCCGUUGGAAGAUAAAAUCAAACGCAACACAUUGGCCCAUUACCGCAAACUCCAAGUAAAAAAUAGUCCGCCAACCACCUGGGCAUCUCACUUAAUCUCCGAUCUCGAAGUGGACAACGUCAAGGAAGCGAUUUCCUUAUUUUACGACAUCAAUACUCUCUACAUGGAACGUCCUUUCAUGGUUUGGACCGAUCGCGUUGCCAGCUUGGAUCGCAUCAACAAUUUCGUGAGUGGCGCCGCAGCUUACAUGCAAAUUUACAUGAACGGAUAUGCCGGCAUCAAGUUACAUUUUGACCGAAUGGAGAUCAAACGACCUCAAUUGCCGCCAGAUUCGUCAAAAUUGAAGAUCAAAGGCGUGAAUUACUUGACGGCGCGCUUCGAUGUGACGGUGCGACAAGAUAAUUUUAGUCUGACAGUGCGAGAAAUGCCGAAAGAUGACAUAAAAUUGAGUGUGGAACGGGAAGAUGGACUUACCUAUGUCUUUAACAAAGUCGGUGACACAAUUGUACUUGGAAUUAACUCAACAAUCGCGAUAAAAGAGGCAAAUUACCCGUAUGGCGAAUGCACAAUGCCCAAAAAUAUCAUCGGCGUACCACGGAAGAUGAUGAGUCUCUUGCCCUUGCGAGAACGGGCACGUGCCAAUGGAGGUCGUGUCAUUGUCGGAUGUCUCCUGUUUGCUUUUAUUGCCGUUUUGUGUGCCUUUGCCUUCCUGCUCUACAAGCGACAUGGCAACAUUUUCCCCUCAGAUGCCGUGCGAUACGUUCGAAAUGUGUAAAUUGUUUGUUUUUUGUCUCGUGAUCCAAAAAAAAAAAAAUUGUUAAAAUUUAUUUGUAAGUACAUUGACUACAUUCCCCCUUUGAAGAAAAAAAAAAGAAUUUUUUAGGAAAUUUUCAUCCUGAAACUAUAAAAUUAUGUUAAGAGACGUAGAUGUAAGAAAAAAAAGGAGAAGACCUACAAAAAAUAUUAAAAAAUAUUAUUAUUAUAGAGAAAGAAGGACACAAAGUUAACUCAUUCAAAGUUUUUGUACGAAUGUAUUUUGUAUGUACAAUAAAAAAAAAGAAAAAAUU